UAUCUAAAAUUUAUAAGCGAUCUUAAAAUCGUUCUAAUCUUUCCUCUAUGAAAAUAUACAUUUUGAUUAAUUCUUCGAUUAGUACGUCACUCUUGUUAGAAAAUUAUUAAUGCUCAUAAGACAAUGGAAAAAAAAACUUCGACCAAUAUGAAACGAUAUCAGUAACAGUCUUUGUUCUGUAUUUCUCCAAUUUCCGAUUGUCACUAAUGUUGCUACAAACACGCGACACCGUAUGAUCUUAUUUCAUACACAUAUUACGUGGAAUGUGGAAUAAAAGAGCUUCCCCCAUGGGAAAUCGCAAUAUUAACGCAAAAGUCUUCUACCUCGUCGCAUGUAACUUUCAAGAAAAAAAAAAAGGACAGAAAGUAACAAAUACGCAAGAAAGGAAAACAUGAAAUAUCAGUUGAUAUUAUUUUUUGCUAUCCUAACAGGCAUACAAUGUCGGUCGAUAAUACUCGAUGAAAUGCCUAAAAAUGACAGCGCCAAACCGAAAAGAAUCGAGCGAUCGUUUGACGAUGAAAUAACAGAUAAAAUGGAACAAUUCGAUAGGAAGAAUGAAGCCGAAUCGACGACGAAUGUAUUCUGGUUACCUUCACCGUUCAUAUAUCCAACGUGGUUACGAUCUUCAAAUCAAUCUUUCUGGCAAUUAUCUGAGAAAUAUUUAAAAAGAAGUGAAAAUUCUGAUUCCACUUUGACGGAACAAAAAGAUAACAAAGAAACUUGGAAUAACGAUAAAUUAUAUAUCGAGGAAGGGGCUAAAAUGAUCAAAACCUGUGCCGAACAAAUCGACGAAAUGUUGCUUUUGAUACAAAACGCUCUUGGUCAAUUUCGAAAAUAUUUGAACGAAUGGUGCAGGAAUCAUCAUUCGAUGGUCAAAUUAUCACCGGAAUCAUCCGAUACAUUUUAUCUUCCUAAAAAUUGACUGAAUAUUUAGAUAUUAAUACGAAAUUUAAAAAAGAAAAUUUGAACUCAUCUUUAUAUUGUCAAUAUAUUGAUCUAUCAUCUUAUAAUAUUAACCAAAUAUCUAUUCAUUAAAUUUUACAUUUUAUAACAUUUAAAAUGCAAUUAACUAUAUAAAACAAACAAACAAAAAUUAUUAUAAAACAACAAAUAAAAAUA
Messenger RNA from Vespula pensylvanica (western yellowjacket), 1119 nucleotides. RefSeq lists its product as uncharacterized. The coding region runs from base 392 to 922 and encodes 176 amino acids. Lineage: Eukaryota; Metazoa; Arthropoda; Insecta; Hymenoptera; Vespidae. The record is from RefSeq and is a predicted model, not a curated record. The transcript has 5 exons.